AUGGCCCCCCUCCUCCCCACCAGCCCCUCCUUCGUCUCCCUCUCCUCCACCCAUCCCUCAACAGUGGACUCCGACAGCACACUGCUCACCCCCAAGGUCCGCUUCGAGCACGAAUGCGUGGUCAUUCCAGAUUCCGCCCCCGUCUCAAGGCUCCCCCGUCUCGUCACAAAAUCUUACAGCCUUCCUCUCUGGAAGCGCAAACGAGAGCCUUCUAUAGUCUCAGAGUCUGAAGACGAGCCCUCCGAAGACCACGUCCUCUUCAAGGUCUCCGUUCCUAGCAUCACCAUCAAAGCUCGCUCCCCUUCCCGCGAUGCUGCCCAUGUUCCCCUCGUAUCCUGUCUCGUCCACCCGCAACCCACGUCCCAUACCUCUACUCCCGAACGCAGGGGCCGCCCCAGGCGUGCUUCCUUGCCCCAGCCUAUGGCCACAGACACCGUCACCGUCCCUUUGCGCUCUUGUUGCGCCCAAUGCUACUCCUCGAUAGACCAAUGCAUCAGCGCUGGCGAGCAUUGGAAAAUUCACUUCUCUCGCGGCGCUCUCCGCCGCCGCAAGUCCGUCUCCGAUGCCCACACGCCCUCCCGCGCCCGCCACUGUGUCCGUGAUGCCAUGCCUGGCUUCGACGCAAUCGUCGCCGUAGACGAGGUCGACCGCCGUCGCAUGUCCACCGAAAUCGACCCCCUCACCGCGUUUACUAUCGCCGUCCCGACCACAUCUGUCGAUACCAGCACCGGCCCGGAGGAUAUUCCCUUGCGGCGAGCUCUUUCACUGCCUGACGCAGUAUAUCCCACUCGCACCAAUUUGCUUCUCGACCGCCAUCCCCGCACAAUCUCGCCACCCAUCCCUGAGGAGGACGAGCACCGGCCAUCCCCUCGGCGCACUCCAGUCGUGAGCCCUCGAGCCUCAAUCACCAACCUGACCACUGUCCGUGUGAUGCACGUAGCAGACACCUCCGACCUUCCGGACCUGCAUGCCUCACCUCCGCCCAUGAAGAAGACGCUGUCGGAAGAUUCUACCCUCAGCGCCGACGAAAACUUGCCGUCAUCGCCCAUGUCCGGCCUCACCGACGACGACCGAGAGACGAUCUCUGCCUUUUUCUCCAGCUCGGCCCUUGCCCUGCAUCAGCGCGGAUGCUCAGAUCCCCCGGUGUCCUCGCCUUCAUCUUCACCGCGCAUCGACCACGCCCGCGCUCCUGCUGGCCUCGACCCGGCCCUGUCGCGCAAGAAGCCGCUCAUGGGGAGCAUCUUCCGCGCUUCGACGUCGGUGCUCAAGGGCAUCACCAGCAUCGGGGGCGUGCCGAUGAGCGUGUGACACGCUCUGCGUUCUCCCGAAGCCCACUACACUUUGCGCGCUCUUGUCGUUCUUUCUCGCAUGCAUGUCCUGGACGCCGACUCAAUGUAACAUACUGCACCACGUCGUAGUCGCUGUCCUUCGCUGCCGUUUAUACCACCGGGAUUGACCGUUCCCGAUCUUGGACCUUCCAUCGCUUCCGCUCCGACCAUGUAUUUGUACCGUCUGUUCUUCCCUUAUACCACC
Molecule: messenger RNA, 1533 nt
Organism: Dichomitus squalens LYAD-421 SS1
Lineage: Eukaryota; Fungi; Basidiomycota; Agaricomycetes; Polyporales; Polyporaceae
Exons: 2
Coding region: 1-1308 (435 amino acids)
Source: RefSeq, a predicted model, not a curated record